GGGACUGGACCUCUCUACCUGAGGAACCUUUAGCCGCGCGCUCCUCCACGAUACGCGUCCAGGGGCCCGCUACCUGCCUUUCGGGGACACGAGGGGCCCAGAACGAAGAAAAAAAAACGGACCGGUGAUCCGCCAACGUCCGACCACGAACGGUCCGUUUCUACUUUACCGCGGCGAUCCGUUUGCACGGCGAUCCCGCACGAUCGGUUCGCAACGAUCCAGCCCGCGGGAUUAAACGGUCAAGGACAGGGAACGAAAGGAGAGAAGCGUUAAGGGACUGUUGACGAGUGGAGGAGGGCAAGUGCGCGCUGAAUAGACGUGUCGCGUGUGCAUUCGAAGAGAGUUAUGAGCAGGGUGACAGUUGCCGUUGAGGAAGGAGACGGGACGACAUGCAGCUCGAGCAUGGCCUGGAGCGGGACAACGACAGCAAGAUCGUUGGAGCAGUGAAAGGAACGUGGUCGUACUAUUUGUACGACGCGACGCGUUCGAUCCUCUUUUCGAGGGGACGUCGAUUGCCAAGUGUCUUGACCGCGACAUGUUCCAGCCGCGCGCUGUCCGUUGACUGUUACGAGCAUACGUCGUCUCUGGUGACGUUCGACGAUCGUCAGGUCGCGUCGAACGCGCGAAACGUGAUCUACCGCCUCGAGGAAUAACCGAGAAAUCACGUAGAAACCGUACACGCUGCAAUUUACUGCACUUGGGGUGUCCGAGCGACUGUUACUAAAAGCGUGCUGUGUCGUUUUGUUUUCAUUCGUUCCAACCUCGCGUGUCGCGCGUCAUCGUUGGAAACCUUUUGCUGUUGGACCAUUGGGAAAUCGCUCUCGGACGUACCAUCGGCCGAUUUCCAUCGACGACGUCCCCGCACGUGGCCCAUCAACCUCGAUCAACCUCGGUCAUCGUCUUGGACGUUGUCGCGGUUGUGGUGGUGGUGGUGGUGGUGCAUGGACCUUUUCUCGACGGAUUUGCUACGCAUUUUAUCGCGCCCCGGGGCGUCUUCGUUUUCCUCUUCUGGUCGUUCUCUUCCCUCUUUCUCGUUCUUGUUCUCUGCCGGUCCGCGGUGUGUGUGACGUCUCCCUCCGCCCCGCGCUUACCUACCCCUCCACCUGUCUGCCGCGCCGCUGCACACCCUCUCCUCCCUCCGUCAACCCUGCUCGCACGGCCGCGUAUCCCUACGAUUUUCCUUAUCCCCACCUUCCUCGCGCCACCUCUGCCUUCCGCACGCGUUUUCUUUAUUUAUUCCGCGAUUCCACGGAGCAACGCGACGUUACCGUACGCGAUGAUUCCCGCGUCCCUUCUUUCCACGACGUUUUGAAAUCGCCUCGCGCCGUCACGGACACGGUAUUUUGAUCGCACGCUCGCCGUCGACGAAUCCGUUCGGUGCUCGUCCGCUCUCGACGCGACCGUCCUCGUAAAAUCCACGAUAAAAAAACUCCCGCUUCUCCGUCGUCUUCGUCUCUUUCCGUUCCACCGCCUCCUCCUCCUCCUCCUUCUUCUCCGUCUCGUUCGGUCCGAUCAACCUCGUCGUCGUCCGUCCUUGGACCGUAAAACGCAACCGCGCGAAACAACGAUGCAAUCGCGGUACCCGAUCGCUUGGUGAAAAUCGACCCGCGUCGUCCGGUGACUCUCGAUUUUCCCGCGCGGUCGAUCCCCGUGGAACGUCCGAUCGGCGCCGAUCGGGCCACGGACUCCUCGCCACCUACCGUCGACGUUAACAUCGCCGGCGUACCGGGCAUCGUCGUUAUAACACCGGCAAUCAACUGUCACCAUCUGCACCAUCGCCGAUCACGUGGCUUGCUCGACGGCGACGCUGUACGACAAUGUUCACGCCGCGCCGCUGUGCGGCUCCGGCGUGGGCCACCCUGGCUCCGUCACGCCGAUGGGGACAGCCACCGGAGCGGGGAAUUCCACCGGGGUGACCUGGUGGGCCAUGAUGAACGGUUCCCUCUACGAGGACAGCCCGCCACCGGUCCCACCUUCCGCCUCCAGCCUCGUGUCGAUCCAGCAACAACAACAGCAACCGACCUCGACGCCUGGCUCGCACCAGCAAGCCACGACACCGACAUCGCCUUCUGCACAAGCAUCCUCGGCAACGACAGCGCCACCGGCACCAACGGCCAGCGCCAGCUCGACCUCGCCGAGCGCCUCCUCGGUGGCGAGCAACAGCGCGCCUGGUCCUCUUCACAUACCCGCCAAGAGGUUGACCGCCACGCCGGCAGCUUCCUCCUACGGGGAAGUCGGCUGCGUCGAGUCAUCGGCACCGCCCGCCGCUGGACCAGCGGGCGUCAUUCGUCAUUCCCACUCGUCCUCCGCUGGCUCCCAAGGCGGCUGGAGCUACAGCCCCCAUCAUCCCCAGGACUCGCACUACUCGUCAGCCGCGACCGCCAGUGACACCCUCAAUCACCAUCAGACUUACGGGGGAAACAAUCCCCCGACCUACUACAACCUGGCGGCGGACCCUACCUCCACUUCCGGCUCCUCCAGGGACAACCGGAAAGCCGGCACGCUCAGCUUUUGGUCACCGGCAGCGGCCACCGCCGGAUCGACCGCCACCGGCGGUUCCCCGUCCGAUUACAAGUCCUACAACUCGGUCGGAGUAGCCUCCACCAGCUCCUCCACCGGUGGCUCAUCGUCCGUUGCCACGGGGGCCACGGACCCGGCCGUCUCCUGCCACCAGAGCUUCUCCCAGAGCUGGUGCAACUACGCCCCGUACACCACGGCCAGGCAUCAUCACCCGGUGGACACGGCCGGUCAUCAUCAUCCUCACUCGCAACCCGGGGUUCCAUACUUGACGCCGUCCGCGGCGGACGACCGGGGCAGGGUCACUGCCGCCAUGGUCGCCGCCGAAGGAGCCUUUCCUCACGACGGAUACGGUGGCCUCAGGAAUUACGGGGCACCGGAGCCAGUCACCUCCAGUCCGUACCCACCUCCAGUGAUGUGGGGUUCCUCCCCAUCCUCGUUGUUUUCCGCAGGUUCCCUGGCGGGAGUCGGCGUCGGCGUCGGCGUGGCUGGGAUGGGCGUCGGUUGCGGGAGCUCUAACCCCCUGGAGUGGACCGGGCAGGUGACGGUGAGGAAGAAACGCAAACCGUACUCGAAGUUCCAGACGCUCGAGCUGGAGAAGGAGUUCCUGUUCAACGCGUACGUGUCGAAGCAGAAACGAUGGGAGCUGGCGCGCAACCUGACGCUGACCGAGCGACAGGUGAAGAUCUGGUUCCAGAACCGUCGGAUGAAGAACAAGAAGAACAGCCAACGGCAGACGCAGCAGCAGAACAACAACAACAACAACAACAGUAGCGCGAACAACGCGAAUCAUCACGCGGCGACCGGUAGCCAUCAUCAUCCGAGCGCCGCGCAUGCGCCUCCGUCGAGUCACCACGUGGUCGCGCAGGCGCACCACGCGAACGGUUCCGCGAAGCAUCAUCAGUGACCCGUGGCCUUCUCUGGGGUCGUGUUCGGCCAUCAUCAUCACAACCACGGGACAGCGAACGGGUGUACCGGGACUGGGACCGGUACCGGAAGCGGCAACGGUCACUCGAGCCUGGUCACAGGUCACAGCCAUACCCUUCACGCGCCCCAACCUCAAACGCCUCUAGCGACCCACGCAACCGGUGCAUCGAACACCGUCACGCCUCCCACCGCCAUCGUUCAUCCUCACAUUCACGCACACGCUCAUCAUCAUCAUCAGUUGGCGCACGUGGCCCAGCAGUAUCCAGCGCUUCUUCAUCAGACGCCCCAUGGUCUGGCCGCCUGAACACCAUCCGAAAUGGCAACGGACGCCCCAGAGAAAACCUCGUCGACGAGCCGCCAUCCACCCCCGAACCGGCUCGUCCACGGAACCCACUCGUCGUCGCCGGAGAACGGCGGCGGCGACCUACGCCCGGAUAGAUAGACA
Molecule: messenger RNA, 3889 nt
Organism: Colletes gigas
Lineage: Eukaryota; Metazoa; Arthropoda; Insecta; Hymenoptera; Colletidae
Product: homeobox protein abdominal-B-like
Exons: 2
Coding region: 1877-3424 (515 amino acids)
Biological process (GO): regulation of transcription by RNA polymerase II; anterior/posterior pattern specification; proximal/distal pattern formation
Cellular component (GO): nucleus
Molecular function (GO): RNA polymerase II cis-regulatory region sequence-specific DNA binding; DNA-binding transcription factor activity, RNA polymerase II-specific
Source: RefSeq, a predicted model, not a curated record